Molecule: messenger RNA, 793 nt
Organism: Linderina pennispora
Lineage: Eukaryota; Fungi; Kickxellomycota; Kickxellomycetes; Kickxellales; Kickxellaceae
Exons: 1
Coding region: 124-534 (136 amino acids)
Source: RefSeq, a predicted model, not a curated record
CUAAAAGUAGUGGGAUCUCUGUUUGUUUCCAUGGCCAAAUGUAUGUCGACGUCUAUCACAAUACUGGUGUGUGCUAAGCCGAGGGCACAGCAGGUGGAGCAUAUUUGGCUAUAGUUUGCGCUGAUGAUGCUAACUUUUAGACUAAUGUCAGGAUACAAUCAUAGAUCUAUUCGGUAUCUAUUAGCAGUACUAGCAAGCUCUGGUGGCAGUGUUUGGGUGAGUUUACAGGAACAAGCGCCGAGCAAGAGUGUUACCAUAUGCUCUGUUUUUUGUUUGGGCGAGCCGAUGUCACAGGCAGCAUACUGUACUUGUGUUUAUACCAUUGGCGUUGUCAUAAACAUGUCUGCUGAUGUAAUAAACAUCACCAGGCUAUGGCUUUGUAUUGUUGUGUUUGUUGAAUGUGUGGGGAUUUUAAAGGUUGUAUUUAAUACUGAAGAAAAGAGAGAAAAGGGAAUAGACGAGUUGCGCAGGGGAGUUUUCAAUACGGCCGUCUGUGCAACUUAUCAGAGGCUAGAACCUACCUCCAUAUUGUAGGCUGUAGCGGGGCUCUCGUUAGCGCCUGGCUUGCUGUCGCCUGAUUCUGCUGGCAUGCUGGCGUCAGGGACAGCCGCAGCGGGCGCGCAACAGUAUUCCCUUACGUUGGCCGUAGGCCUAUAUGGUGGGGGCUUGUGUGGUACAUGGAAGCCCUGAAAAGACGUCACGGAGGAAUCACUGGUCAAUAGGCAGAAAUCUAAUCAGUAGAAAUCAGCCAAUUGAAUUUGAUCAGCGCUAAAUCCUGAUCAGCCUCAACCAA